Drosophila bipectinata is the source of this 2049-nucleotide messenger RNA. RefSeq lists its product as uncharacterized. Lineage: Eukaryota; Metazoa; Arthropoda; Insecta; Diptera; Drosophilidae. The record is from RefSeq and is a predicted model, not a curated record.
CCGCUAAAUUCAUGACAAUGUGGCAACACUACCAACAGCCCGCGAAACGACUUUUUUCUGCUGUGCAAAAGAGCACACACUACAGCACUCUGUGCCGAGCGAGAGAGAGAGAGUGAGCCGAAAAACACGCGCUGCAUUUUCUUUACGUUCCUCUGAUUUUAUAGCUUAUAACAAAAAUAAUUGAAAAUAAAGGAUGUCCAGCUCAGGGAGAAAGCGCAAACAACAGUUGAAGCCGCGGCAGGACGAUCACCGAUCGCCGGUGAAGCGUCGCAGCGUCGACAUCAAAAAGGAGCCCUUAGACUCGUACCCGGCACUGGCGGACUACGACCUGAGCACUGCAGACAUCAAGCCGGACCUCACGGAGUUGCACCUCCAACUGGCAACCGAGCAGCGUACGGCCGUCAAUCCCAAUCUCAGCGACUUGAACCGCCAGGAGAGCGACUCUGACGAAGACGGCUAUUCGGAACUGAACUACCAAUCGUCAGAUGUCUUUUGUCAGGAUGAGCCGGAUGAGUUCGACCCUGAGUGGACCUCCCAGCAGUCGAGCACAAGGCUACUCUUCAAGUUUCAUACUCCCUUGCAGCAAACUGGCUUGAAGGGAGCAAAACGCUUUCAAUGCCCCCAGCAGUACUUCAAUCUACUCGUGGGAAACCGCUCCAAGUUCUUUGCUGCUCUGGCUCAAGGUGUAAACCUUCGUGCUGGAACAGCGUCCACCAGUGCCGAAGAAAUGGAAUCCUUUGUAGGCCUUUCUCUCCUGAUGAGCGAUUUAAAGCUCCAUGAUCUAGCGGACUACUGGAAAAAUAACACGUUUUUGGGCUUUGCUGGUUUCUCCGAUAAAUUGGGCGAAGACCGAUAUCAUAAGUUGCUGCAGUGGCUCAAUUUCGAUUGUUUGCCUAAUGAUAACAGCAAAGAAAAAGACGCCAUUCCCCUCCUGAAUUUUAUAAACGAGCGGAUGGAUGAGUUGUACGUGUGUGGCCAACAGUUGGUGCUGAACGACCCAGUGGUACUUUGGAAAGGAACAUUCAGCUACCUGGAGGAUCUGCCUUGCCGGUUCCGUUGCAACUCCAUGGUUCUCCACAUGCUGACGGAACAAAGUGGUCUGGUGGUGAAGCUCUUGCCAGAAAUUGUGCGGCGCGAAGACUCUGCUGCAUGGAUACGGAAUUCCCGGCAAUUGGUGCAGCACAGAAUCGGCGUGGCCCUGAAGUUAAUGGGAGAUCACCAAAGCGGACGCACUGUGUAUGCAUCGAAGUUCUAUGGCAGCUAUGGUUUGGCCCACGAGUUGGCCAAGCAAGAGACCUACUGCACUGGGCUGCUGGACAGGAAUAGGUACGGCAACAGCAAGGCCCUGGUGCACCAGCAACUGGAGCCUAAUCGCAUCAUCACCAGUUAUGCCUCGCCUCUGAUGAUGGGGAAAUGGCGGCGGAGGGAAAAGAGCCUCUACUUUUUCAGUUCCGACUGCUUGGCAAUAUAUGCCAAGGAAAUGUCAAUGCAGAAGACCAACGCAAGGCCCAAGCUGAUUCAGGAACUUGAUUGGCAGCUGAAAGCGGGCAACCUGAGUCGACAGCAACUCAUCCAAUACCAGCCAGGUUGCCACGAACUUCCCACGGACAAAAAGCUGGCCAUCUUCCUCAUAAACGUCCUAGUCUACAACGCUCAUCUGCUAUACAUGGCCAAUGCUCAAAACGCAAGGGGAGGACGCCUCAAGAGCUAUGCAGAGUUCCGUAUGGUCAUAAUAAAGUCCCUGUUGCGGGAGGAGCAGGUUGCAGAGCCCGUCGCAAUCAGCCCUCGAAAACUGGAGGAACCAAUAGAGAAAGUAAAGGAAAAGAAGCCAGUAACGCCCCCGAGCAUCCGCCACGAAGCCGUACUCAUUCAGCACAAUGGAAAACCGGCGAAGAAAAACUGUCGUAAUUGCCACAAAGGCGGAAUGCUGCAGUUCAGCAAGUUUAUGUGCAACUCUUGCCCGGACAAGCCUGGUCUUUGCCAAGAACCUUGCUUCCGUCUAUGGCAUGACCAACUAAAGAAGUGAGAAAUAAAAGUGAUCUAAUGAUU